AUGGAGAAACGUAAACCGGCUGGCCUGUUGACCUUGCCCUACCACCUGCGCCCGGUGCCCGUGGGCGUGCCAGGGUCCCUGCUCCGCCUCCCUCUGCGGGACCCCUUCAGGGUCUCCUGGAGUCUGGACGCUGUGCGCUGGGAGCGGACGCACGGCGGCUGCGCCCCUAGACGGGCCCACCUGCCCCUGCCGCUGGACGGCGCCUUCGAGCCCGCCUUUCUCCGCAAGCGCAACGAGCGCGAGCGGCAGCGGGUGCGCUGCGUGAACGAGGGGUACGCGCGCCUCCGAGAUCACCUGCCCCGCGAGCUGGCGGACAAGCGCCUCAGCAAAGUGGAGACGCUCCGCGCCGCCAUCUGCUACAUCAAGCACCUCCAGGAGCUGCUGGAGCGCCACGCGCGGGAACAGGAGGGCGCGGCCGACGCCGCCCCCCCGCGCAGGGCCGAAUGCAACAGCGACGGCGAGUCCAAGGCCUCGUCGGCCCCCUCGCCCAGCAGCGAGCCCGAGGAGGGGGCCAGCUAG
This is a messenger RNA of Phacochoerus africanus (Common warthog), 519 nucleotides long. RefSeq names its product achaete-scute family bHLH transcription factor 4 (gene ASCL4). The record is from RefSeq and is a predicted model, not a curated record. Gene Ontology annotation, molecular function: RNA polymerase II transcription regulatory region sequence-specific DNA binding; DNA-binding transcription factor activity, RNA polymerase II-specific; protein dimerization activity. NCBI's taxonomy places the organism in Eukaryota, Metazoa, Chordata, Mammalia, Artiodactyla, Suidae. Bases 1 to 519 code for a protein of 172 amino acids. Gene Ontology annotation, biological process: regulation of transcription by RNA polymerase II; developmental process. The transcript has a single exon.